AUGAUUCCACACAGGAGUACAGCUUUGUUGUCGGUGAUUGUGUUUGUUGCGCUGUUGCUAUUCAUCUUUUCUUCUUCUCCGGUUCCCACUGUUACCGAAGGCGAAGAGGUCUCAGGCCCGGCCAAGUUCGUGCCCAGACCCAAGCUAUCGUCUCUAGCCAAUUUCCACCUGCCAUCCUUCCGCCCUCCCUCCCACGAGCAGCCGGAAGAACAAAAGAACAGUACCCACGGCGAGUCAAAAUGGUACAGCACAUUGGAGUGGCUGAACCCCUUUUCGUCCGCCAUCACCUUGGAUGAGAACCGUUCCGUCCUACCCCCUGUGGCCGACCGUCGACCGAUCUACACCUACUACAAUGCGAAAUACAAUCCCAACAAAGCGAGCGCGAAAGACCUGAAGGAGCUACAGAAUGCCGAUGCAGAGCUGCUGCUCGCAUGGCGCCGCGCCUGGUAUGCGCAGGGCUUCAAGCCCGUCGUGUUGACCCCCGGGGAUGCAAUGCUGAACCCGAACUACGAGGUUGUCCAGAAGCUGAAGCUUUCGCCUAAGACGGAGAACGAGGUGUUUGGAUGGUUGGCGUGGGGACACAUGGGCACUGGCUUGCUGUCCGAUUUCCACUGCUUCCCGAUGGCGCGCUACGACGAUAACAUGCUAUCAUAUCUUCGUCGAGGAAGUGUGCCCGAGUCGAUCACUCGAUUCGACAACCUCAAGAACGCACUCUUUGCCGGCGAGAAGACACGCAUUGACGCUGUCAUCCAGAGCGCAGUUUUGAAGCUCGAUGAUAAGACCACCUCCUUUGUGGACCUGAUGGAGGCCGACUCCUUCAAGGUUGAAUCCCCAAGUGCCCUGGCCUUCUACAAGUCUGCUGCUGUCACUUCCCACUACCCGAUCGUGCAUGAAAAGAUCAGCCAGAGCCCUGCAGCCGGUCAGCGGGCCCUGGUCCAGCUGAUCAAUGGCCAUCUGCACAACCAUUUCCAGACCGCUUUCCCCGCUGGACUGGCUGUUCUGAAGCCAUUCCCUCAGCACACCACAGCUCUGGUGGAGCCGGCACUUCGACUGGCCAAGGCCCUCAUCCAGUGCCCCGAGUCGCCGAUGCCCGACUCCUGCCCGCCCAAUGAGCCCGAAUGUCGUCCCUGCGGCUCUGCCAAAUCGCCCAUGCGGAUCAGUCAACCCUCCUCGUUCAAGAACACCACCUUCCUCUUCACCAUUGGCACUCUUCCCCACCCAUACACCCUCGUUUCUCUCCAAAAGCACUCAGAGGAGAUCACCACGCCUCAGAUCCGCCGGGAGACCGAGCGUGAUGCGUGGCUCUCCGAGGUGACCAAGGAUCACCUUGGUCCUGAACUGGGCUCCUCAUACCGAGGAGUGAUCUUCAAGCAGGUCGUCGCCGCCCCGGAUGCCGUGGGUACCUCUCUGUGGAUGACCGUGGAGUCUCUCCCCGCCGCAGCAGGCCAGAGCCUCCCGAACGAACUCUUGGAUGAGUUUGAGUGGCAGUUCGGAUUCAAGAUUCCCCGUGGGGGCAAGAUCGAUCCGGCGACUGAGAACGACAAGGAUUCUGCGAAGAGCGCCCAGGAUCACACUCCCAGCGACCAAGGCGUUGGGAAAGAAUACGAGCUGAUCCAGAAGGCUCGUGAAGUGAUCAAGAACAAGGAAACCAACCGUAUCAACAUCAAGGAUGUUGUUGAGGCUUGGAACCUUGCCGACACGGAAGUCUGGCGCUUUGUCAAGGCCUACCGUGCCCGCAGUCUCGUUGAACGUCAGAAGUGGGAGGAGGAAGAGAAACCAUUUGCUGGCUCGCGAUCAUAG
This is a messenger RNA of Penicillium olsonii, 1800 nucleotides long. The record is from the annotation of a GenBank genome assembly. NCBI's taxonomy places the organism in Eukaryota, Fungi, Ascomycota, Eurotiomycetes, Eurotiales, Aspergillaceae.